Pygocentrus nattereri (red-bellied piranha) is the source of this 2468-nucleotide messenger RNA. RefSeq lists its product as uncharacterized. The transcript has 10 exons. The coding region runs from base 513 to 1361 and encodes 282 amino acids. The record is from RefSeq and is a predicted model, not a curated record. NCBI's taxonomy places the organism in Eukaryota, Metazoa, Chordata, Actinopteri, Characiformes, Serrasalmidae.
CCCUUCUUUUAUUACCCUCUUCUCCUCUGUUUACCCUCCUCCCCCCUUACAUCUACCAUCUCAAGUGCAAAGAGAUGAGAUAACAAUAAGAUGCCAAUAUAAGAAAUAAGGUUAUAAGAUCAUCAUCACUGCUCGUGGAGGAAGGUUGUUCUUAAACUGCUGAGUUUUCUGCUGAGGCAAGUUUCAGUAAAGCGUUUUCACGAAGAUCCUGGCUCACCAGUGGUCUCUUAUGUGGGCUUUGUUCUCAGUCUUUCAGCUUUCUGCCUCCAAUCAAAAGCAGGAAACCACCAAUUCAGCCCAUGAAAGAUAACUGGAUGGAGAAUGGCCUGGGCGUGCACGAUGGCCCACCUCCACCAUCUGCUGUGCAGACAGAAAGUGGCCACGGCAAUGACGUCACAAUCGCCCGGACGCCACUGCGAUGACGUCACAAUCGCCCGGACGAUUCUAUAAAAGGCGAGCGCUCGCUCAAAAUCAGUCAAUCGUUUGAGUCGGUUUGCAGUGCGGACGUGAGAAUGGACGCCAAACCCGAACCCGGACCUGAACCCGAACCCGAACCAGGAACGUCUUCCAGCUUUCUGGCUCCACUGACUAAAGACUCCAAGUUCCUCAGAUUCUUCAAGAAGACGGCUGAGGAGCUGGUCAGAUGGAUUGGGUCUGAAUGUCAUCCUCGAUUCCCUGUGUGCUUCCUUUACGAGCAUCUGGUGGAUCGUUUGAUGGAACAAGUUAAGAUGCUGGCCUGGAUAGACAUUACCUUUGAGGCAUCUGAUGCGCGGCUCUUCCCUGAUGAGGUCGAUGCCGUGUCUUAUAUUUUCAGCGAAGUGCAUGAAGACCUCUUGAACAAGCCCUGGAGAAUGGAAGUAUCUUGUUUCAACGAGGGAUUCCUCUGUUACCUCACCUACGCUGUCAUGGACGCUUUCAUUAAUUACACAUUGUCCUGCUGUACAGCAGCAAGUACGUCCUCAGACAGUGACCUUGAUGAAGGAUCACAGGGGGAGCCUGAGAUGCAGGAGGUCUGUAGCACCGUCCUCGGUCAGCGGAGUCCAUCAGAGUGCGAGGAACUGAUCCGAGAACUUGGUGGAUCUUCCGAUUCGGCUGACCUGAGUCAUGACGAGUGCUCUGAGACCCUCACCGGCUUCCAAACUUACAGGGACUCAGAGGUGGAGAAUCCUGAAGGCCUGGAGGUUCCUGCCUGCGCUAACGGUACUACAGGUUCCAACACAACCGGAACAAAGUGGAAGAAGCUCCGUUCUCGUAUCUCCAGCUUCGUGAGACGAGUCUUCCUCUUCGGAUGCGUCCCAUUCUUUCAGCUUUCUGCCUCCAAUCAAAAGCAGGAAACCACCAAUUCAGCCCAUGAAAGAUAACUGGAUGGAGAAUGGCCUGGGCGUGCACGAUGGCCCACCUCCACCAUCUGCUGUGCAGACAGAAAGUGACCCUUGACGCUCUGUUCAGUGCUCGGCUUUUGAGAAAUGAAACUCCAGAGCCUGAGCACGAACAGGUGUCCUCAGAGGAUGAGGAGGAAACUCUAUUUGAGUCUCCUAAAGACUCCAAGAUCCUCAGAUUCUUCAAGAAGAUUGCUGAGGAGCUGGUCAGAUGGCUGGAGUCUACAUUUCAUCCUGGAUUCCCUGUGUCUUUUCUUUUUGAGUGUCUGGUAGACUGUUUGAUGGAAGAGGUGGAGAUGCUGGCCAUGGUAAAUAUUACCUUUGAGGCCCGUGACGAGGUCGAUGCCAUCUCUUAUAUCGUCAGUGAAGUGUAUGAAGACCUCUUGAACCAGCCCAGGAGAAUGGUCGUGUCUUGUUUCAACGAGGGGACCAUCAGUUACAUCAGCUAUGCUGUCAUUCGAGCAUUAAUUAAUUACACAUCGUUCUACUGAACAGCAUUAUUUUUGUGUCCUGACUCAAAGUGAUUAAUCUGUGUUUAGAUAUCCAGGCUUUGAUUCAUCCAGGUUUAGACACACGGGCUGCGAUUCAUCCAGGUUUAGACACACGGGCUGCGAUUCAUCCAGGUUUAGACACACGGGCUGCGAUUCAUCCAGGUUUAGACACAGUGGGUAAAAUAAGUAUUUGAUAAACUGCUGAUUUUUGCAAGUUCUGCCACCUACAGAGAAUGGAGAGGUCUGUAAUUUGUAUCGUAGGUACAGUCCAUGAAGAAAUCAUGUAUGAUUUUUAAAUAAUUAAUUUGCAUUUUACUGCAUAAAAUAAGUAUUUGAUCAACUACGAACCAGCAAGAAUUCUGUCUCUCACAGACCUAUUUCAAGUAGGCCACAGAUUUGAUGUCCUAAAUUAAUGUUCUGAACAUCCCGCCAUUCAUUUCUACGGGAAAACAUCAUUCUUGCAAAUAGAGAGAUGUAAACGGAGUCGUUCUGAGCGGUUCGGUGUGAAACGCUCUGUUCUAGAUAAACUCAGUCAGAACUGUUCGCAGUGGUGGUGAUAGGAACCAGACGUCCCCCUCUAAAAGCUCCUCACAGAACG